GCAAAGUGACGGCUUGAAUUGUAUUGUUGAGAUUUAAAUUUUUUGGACUGGCGGCAAAAGGACAGGGCUUGAUCCCAAACACUAGUUACCUGCGGAAGCAGAUUUCCGCGAAGACAGCCGCGAAGAACGCAGGCAGGCAGAAAGUGCAGCAUAACCCAGUGAUGUAUAUAAGCAAUAGCUGCCCUGCAGAGACCAGCCAGACCAUGGAAACUUCGGAAGCGGUGAAUACGUGUGCGGAGGGAGACCAGCUGAACAGCUCCUUGCGCCUGCAGUGCUCGGUGUCCUCCAUGGACAUGGAAAGCGAGAGCGACCUUUCGCUGGCCUUCGAGCGCGAGGAGCAGUCCCCGGAUGGCAGCUGCGACGAGCUGCCGGCCUUCGAGAUCCGCGCCUUUUCGCCCCACGGACGCACCCCGUCGCCCAUCGACGACCUCAACCUGUCGGACAUCGAGACGCCCAAGCAGCCGCUGAGGGAACAGCCCCCUGCGGACGAUGAGGAGCCCUCCCGCCAGCACGACCCCCAGUACGUCGCCCUGCACGAAAUCAACGCCCAGAUUAGUCCGCCCAGCGACGGCGACGACUCCAACAGCCUGGAGACGAUCUUCGAGGGCGUCUUUCUCAGCACUCCGCCUCGCGAGAAGGCUGCCAACUCCGGCAGUUCCCGCUUUACACCCAAACGCGGCCGCGCCAAUCUCAUCGAGCUGAUGGCCAUCGGCAACCGGCUGCACGGUGGAAAGGAGAACCAGUCGCCGGGAGCGCGAGUCACCGACCUGCAGUCGCCAUCGCCGCCUAAGGACCCCACCUAGUGAACGCCGCCCACCCCACCCCAACCAAAGCCAUGGAGCCCUCGCUCAGACUGCCAUCGAUGAUUUAGACUAAGUUACGAUUAAACUGACUGUGUGGUACUUUCCCAGCGGCCAACAGGUGUACACCCUGUGUGUAUCCUCGGCUGAUCCUUCACCUUAGCUACUUUCCCUACAUUUUCCGAUGACAGGCCAGAAGUUUUUGUAGUGGUAAUAAAGAUUGUCUUUCCAUGUUUCAAACAUUAA
Molecule: messenger RNA, 1046 nt
Organism: Drosophila subpulchrella
Lineage: Eukaryota; Metazoa; Arthropoda; Insecta; Diptera; Drosophilidae
Exons: 1
Coding region: 162-803 (213 amino acids)
Source: RefSeq, a predicted model, not a curated record